AUGGCGCCUUGGGUUCCCGAUGCCAACCGCCGGCCGCCCUCCCCGCGGGGGCUCCCUCUCAUCGGCAACCUCCACCAGCUCGGCAGCCUCCCGCACCGCUCGCUGCGUUCACUCGCUGCGGCGCACGGCCCCGUCAUGCUCAUCCGCCUCGGGCAGGUGCCUGUCGUCGUCGUGUCCUCGGCGUCCGCCGCGCGGGAGGUGUUGCAGGCGCAGGACCUCCUGAGCCCGCCGAGGGUGCGGGCCUAUCGCGCCGUGAGGGAGCAGGAGGUGGACGCGCUGCUGGAGGAGAGCAACGUGCUGCUCGGCGCCUUCCACGUCGGCGACUACAUCCCAUGGCUCUCCUGGGUGAGCUACGUCGACGGCACGGACGCCAGGGUUACGAGGGCAUUCGAGACGAUCGACCGGAUCCUCGACGAGAUCGUGGACGCGGCUGCGACCAGAGAGACGCCAUUGUCGGGGGAAGAAGCGAGCGACGAUGCUUUCAUCCAUGUGCUGCUGUCACUGCAGCAGAAGGAACCAACUCAUGCUGGGACAGCAGAGUGGCGCCUCAGCAGGGACAACGUGAAGGCUCUCUUGGAGGACUUGUUUGGAGCCGGGACAGAGGCCACCAUCAUCGUCCUGGAAUGGGCCAUGGCAGAGCUGCUCCGCAACAAGGAAGUCAUGCAGAAGCUGCAGCGCGAGGCCACUCGAAUCAGCCACGGGUACGACAUCCCGAGGGACACCAUGGUAAUCGUGAACGCCUGGGCCAUCGCAAGGGACCCGGAGGCAUGGGAGUCGCCGGAGGAAUUCCGGCCGGAGAGGUUCGUCGGCAGCGGGGUGGACUUCGGGGGCCAGCACUUCCAGCUGAUACCGUUCGGCGCGGGGCGGCGGAUGUGCCCGGGCAUCGACUUCGCCAUGUCCGUGGUGCAGCUCGCGCUCGCCAACCUCGUCGCUCGGUUCGACUGGGCGCUGCCGGAGGGCGAGGCAGAGCUGGACAUGCAGGAGACGGCCGGGUGCUCGUCGCGGAAUUCGGCUCCACUCUGCGCCGUUGCCACGCAGCGCUGUUUCUGCUAG
This is a messenger RNA of Miscanthus lutarioriparius, 1053 nucleotides long. Lineage: Eukaryota; Viridiplantae; Streptophyta; Magnoliopsida; Poales; Poaceae. The record is from the annotation of a GenBank genome assembly.